Messenger RNA from Musa acuminata AAA Group (dessert banana), 327 nucleotides. RefSeq names its product transcription factor bHLH149-like. Gene Ontology annotation, biological process: regulation of DNA-templated transcription. The transcript is spliced from 2 exons. The record is from RefSeq and is a predicted model, not a curated record. NCBI's taxonomy places the organism in Eukaryota, Viridiplantae, Streptophyta, Magnoliopsida, Zingiberales, Musaceae. The coding region runs from base 1 to 327 and encodes 108 amino acids. Gene Ontology annotation, molecular function: protein dimerization activity.
AUGGACAUAUAUGUCUCAACGGACUCCGCCCUCGCCCUCACCGCCCGCGGCCGGUCCCGCUGGAGCCGAACCAUUCUGUUCGGCCGCGGCGGCGGCAAUCUCCUCCUCAAGGCCCGAGGUAGAGUUUUGGUCCGCCGAGGGAGGCCACGGAUGGUAGCGGCGCCUCGGCCGGAGGGGAAGAGAGUGAGGGACAGCCUGCGGACGCUCCGCUGGCUGGUGCCUGGGUGCCGGAAGGUGUCGACGUCAAGCCUCCUGAAGGAGUCGGCGGACUACGUAGCGGCGCUGGAGAUGCAGGUGAAGGCUAUGCGCGGGCUCUUCGGCGUCUAG